Molecule: messenger RNA, 1762 nt
Organism: Pelagomonas calceolata
Lineage: Eukaryota; Pelagophyceae; Pelagomonadales; Pelagomonadaceae
Source: the annotation of a GenBank genome assembly
AGCUACCUGGCCAGGGUAUCUGAAUGUGUCGGUGUGUGCCUAAAAGCUAGUUAUAGUGCGUCGACGCUGGCAAUACCAAUAGCUUUGCUCCCGCUUUUACUCCACCUCAGCGGAACUUGUGCCACGCCGCGCCAAAAAAAAAGAGACGCAUGGCCUCCGCAGCAGCAAGCCGAUCCCGCGCAGGCGCGUUGAAAUCCAACCAUCAGUUCGCUGAACGAACGCGAGAACACACCACCACCACCACCACCGCGACCCCCCACGAAGCUCGCCGACACGAAAAUGUCGAGCUGGCUCUCAUCCUUGGGAGACACGAUAAAAAAUUCGGCCGAGGACCUGACGAGAGGCGUCCAAGGCAAGGAAACGGGACGCGCGGAGAGCGUCGUCGUCACGUUCGAAGGUUCGGCGUUGGGCCUGACGGUGAGCGAUCACGGGGGGGAGGGCGUGCUCUCGGCCCUGGCGCCGGGCGGCGAGGCGGAGCGAUUGGGCCUGAAAUUGGGCGAUAGAGUGGUCGCGGUCGGCGGCGCGCCGACGUUCAAGUAUCCCGACGUGGUCGACGCGAUUCGCUCGCGGCCCGACCGCCCGCUGCAGCUCAACCUCGAACGGCGCUCGGCGUCCGAGGGCCAGCUCGGGCUCGUGACGUUUCGGCUGGACGAGGAGUGCGACAAGGCCCCGGCGCGGCGUCCGUCGACACGCGCGGUCCUCGCUCCCGCGGGCCGGGACCAUCCACGCGACGCACGAGGGCAAUCACACGCAGGCCCAGCGCAUCCUCGCGAAGAUGCUCGAGAGCCCGACGACGGGCCCCCGGAGGGACGUGCUGGCGCGCGCGCGGGGCCUGGCCCUUUUGCGGCGCAUAAAUCAAGCAUGGCCUCCACGCCAUCUUCGUGAUAGCAGCUCGACGACGUGGCGGCGCGGUCUUUCACCGCUCGCUUCGGCCGGCGCGGCCGAGAAAGGACUCGCUGCUCGAUUCGCGCGCAGGCCUUUUUGCGCGUCACGAAGGCGGGAUUCGCCUUCUCCGCGCGGUUCGGCACGGGCCUGGUCGUGGCGCGCCUCCCGCGGGGCGGCUGGUCGGCGCCGUCGGCCAUCGGCACGGUGGGCGCGUCGUUCGGCUUCCAGCUGGGCGCGCAGGUCGCGGACUUUUUGGUCGUGCUCAACACGGAUGCGGCGCUGCGGUGGCGCGGCGGCGUCCGUCUCCGCGGGGAAAAGCGCGCCGCGUCGACGGCGCGGGAGGGGGGCGACGACCACGGCGCAGGUCCUUCUCCGAGGGCGGCGCCGUCUCGCUCGGCGCGCAGCUCGGCGCGGUGGCGGGGCCGAUUGGCGCCUCGCGCGAGGCGUCCGUGGCCGCCCAGCCGUCGGCGGCCGCGCCGGUCUUCACCUACUCCCUCUCGCGCGGCCUCUUUGCCGGCGUGUCCCUCGAGGGCUCCUCGAUCAACGAGCGCAACUCGGUCAACGAGCGCCACUACCAGCGCGUCGGCGUGCGCGCCUCCGAACUGCUCCAGGGCCUCGUGCCACCGCGGCCGGAGGCGCGGGGCCUGCUCUCGGCGCUGGACGCGCUCGACGCGGCCGACGGCGCGGUCGUCUCGCCCCAGCCGGCGCCGCCGGCCUACUCGGACAACAACCCCUUCUCGUAGGCCUGCGCGGUCCCCCCUCGCCCAAGGGAUCGGAACUAGAGGUCGGAACAAGGUGAGAUUUUCUAAUAGCGUAAGGGGGGGGCUGGCCAUCCGGGGGCUGUUGGGUCCCAGGGGCAUCCUAAGUACACGGCGAC